Vairimorpha ceranae is the source of this 231-nucleotide messenger RNA. RefSeq lists its product as hypothetical. The record is from RefSeq and is a predicted model, not a curated record. The coding region runs from base 1 to 231 and encodes 76 amino acids. Lineage: Eukaryota; Fungi; Microsporidia; Nosematidae. The transcript has a single exon. Gene Ontology annotation, molecular function: nucleic acid binding.
AUGGAUCGGCCAUCUCUAAGUCCCGAUUUAAACCCAAAAGAAAAUAUGUGGUCUGAUAUGUCAAAAAUAAUUUAUGGCGAAGGAAAACAAUGUAGAAAUACUUGUGAACUUAAAACCGCUAUUUUAUUGGCUUGUUUAAAAAUAUCAUUAGAGAAAAAAAAUUAUGUAGCUGGAAUGCAAAACAGGAUGUUGGAUGUCUUAAGAGAAGGGGGAGCUAAAAUUAAUAAAUGA